This is a messenger RNA of Onychostoma macrolepis, 1110 nucleotides long. RefSeq lists its product as uncharacterized. The coding region runs from base 221 to 1036 and encodes 271 amino acids. Lineage: Eukaryota; Metazoa; Chordata; Actinopteri; Cypriniformes; Cyprinidae. The transcript has 2 exons. The record is from RefSeq and is a predicted model, not a curated record.
GUCAGGAUUAGUCCAUAAUUCAUUUUGUACAUUUUUAUAAACAUGCCUUAGAAAAAACAUUAUUAGUGUGCAUCUUGAGACAAAACAAAGGCACUGAUGUGUGUUAAAAUCAGUGCAAGUUUCUUUCAGUAGAAAUAAUCGGGUAUGCUUUGAAGGUAAUAAAUGUUUCUUUCAAUGUGUUAGAUUUACCAGCUACCGCCAUCUGCAAGCAUUUUGGAGAAUGAUUGAACCGGUAAAUAUGAGAAUUGUGCGUGUUGAUACAUGGACAUCCACUUCCAACACAGCUGGAGCACCUGACAAGGCAGCUGAUCCACCUCGUCGACCGAGCCGAUGCCUUCCACUGAUCGACGAACUGUUCCUCUGCUUGGUUUAUCUGUCGCUGGGUCUGAAGGAGAAGGAUCUCGGGGAUCAGUUCAACAUACAUCAGUCCACCGUCAGCAGAAUUAUAAAGACUUGGGUCAAUUUUUUAUAUACUUUACUGGGUGCUGUUGGAAUAUGGAUGUCUCCUGAGGACAUUAGAGCCACAAUGCCAAGUGUGUUCGGUAAAUACUCUGACACCCAAGUUAUCGUUGAUUGUACUGAGCUGAAAUGUCAGACACCUUCAUCUUUACUCUUACAGAGAGAGAUGUUUUCUCAGUAUAAAUCCCACACUACCCUGAAAGGGAUGAUUGGUGUGUCACCACAUGGCGCUGUUACUUUUGUUUCCUCACUGUAUUCUGGUGCUGUCAGUGACAAAGAAUUGUUCAGGCAAUCUGGCAUUAUCCCUCUUUUGGAUAAAGACAUGGCUGUAAUGGUGGAUAAGGGUUUCAGAAUUGAUGACCUAGUGCCCUGCGAAGUUUACAGACCACCUUUUCUAACUAAAAAGUCGCAGCUGUCUCAUGAGGAAGUGCUGGUCACUCAGGACAUUCCACAGUUAAGGAUACAUGUAGAGAGAGCAAUUAGGCGCAUCAAAGAGAACAAACUGUUUGACUGUUAUUCCUCUGGCCAUUGCUGGCAGUAUCAACCAGCUUUUUGCAGUAGCCUGCCUUCUUGCUAACUACCAGAACAAGCCGCUGGUCAAGGCAUGGGCCAAAUAACUGUUAACCUGUAGCCAUACAAGUUAUGUUUCGG